Molecule: messenger RNA, 1263 nt
Organism: Trifolium pratense (red clover)
Lineage: Eukaryota; Viridiplantae; Streptophyta; Magnoliopsida; Fabales; Fabaceae
Product: (-)-isopiperitenol/(-)-carveol dehydrogenase, mitochondrial-like
Exons: 2
Coding region: 162-956 (264 amino acids)
Molecular function (GO): oxidoreductase activity
Source: RefSeq, a predicted model, not a curated record
UUUGCAAAUAUAAUAAAUGUGGGUCCACUUUCAAAUUAAUUGGUACUACGUCGACCACAAAAACUCCAUAGUUUUAUUGCGUGUGACUAGCUACUUAUUAGUACAUCUUCGCUUAAAUAUGAUGUACAUCUAGAUUCAAUUAUUUAUAUUUGCAUCCAAACAUGGCAGAAGCUCCAUCUACAAACACAACUCUAAGAUUAUCGGGCAAAAUUGCUAUUGUAACCGGAGGUGCUAGUGGCAUCGGCGAAGCCACGGCGCGUGUCUUUGCAAAUGAAGGUGCGCGUGUGGUUGUGAUCGCCGACAUCCAAGAUGAGAUGGGCAGUCAAGUAGCUAAGUCAAUUGGCAACCAAAGGUGUAUCUACAUCCAUUGUGAUGUGACAGACGAAGAUCAAGUUCAAAAUCUCAUUCAAUCAACGGUCAAUUCUUAUGGGCAGGUAGAUAUUAUGUUCAGUAAUGCUGGAAUCAUUAGUCCAACCAACCAAACAGUGAUGGAACUUGAUAUGUCCCAACUCGACCGUUUAUUUGAUGUCAAUGUUCGUGGAAUGGCAUUGUGUGUGAAACACGCAGCUCGUGCAAUGGUGGACGGUUGUGUGAGGGGGAGCAUAGUGUGCACAGGGAGUGUUGGUGGCAGCGAGGGAAGCUCAAGGUCAACAGAUUACACAAUGUCAAAACAUGCUGUGUUGGGACUAAUGCGCGCGGCCAGUGUGCAACUUGCAACACACGGGAUAAGAGUGAACUCUGUCUCGCCAAGUGGACUGGCGACACCUUUGACUUGUAAGUUGUUGGGGAUGAGUAAGGAGAAUGCACAAGAGAAUUAUCGAAAAUACUCAAGGCUUGAAGGAGUGGUGCUCACGCCCAAACACGUGGCAGAUGCUGUUUUGUUUUUAGUUUCUAAUGAGGCGGAGUUUAUCACCGGACUUGAUCUUAGGGUUGAUGGUGGAUUUGCUAAGUUAUAACUAAAUCCAAUUGCUAUUGGAUUUUUUUUUAGAAUUAAUUAAGAUUGUUUGUCCUAUUCUCAAUAUCAUCGAUUUAGUCUUUAAAUGUAGAAGUGUAAGAAGUAAAGAUAAAAAGAGAUAUUAUCAAUUUGUGUCUAUAUGAAAUUUUUUCUAGGAUAAUAUUUGAUUCAGGUGAACCAUUGUUUAGCUAAUUUUACCAUUGGACAUCCAAAUUAAUAUGGAUGCCUGACAACUCCCUUAACAAUCCUGGUAGAUCUAAGUUUUGUGGUAUUAUUAUGAGCAUGAUUACUAUGUUUCUCAGGCUUCA